Meloidogyne enterolobii is the source of this 598-nucleotide messenger RNA. Lineage: Eukaryota; Metazoa; Nematoda; Chromadorea; Rhabditida; Meloidogynidae. The record is from the annotation of a GenBank genome assembly.
UUUUUUGCAAAUUCUUAUUUCAAUCCUUGGUGUAUCUUUCAUGCGCAUAAUUUUCCACAGUACACGCGGAUUUAGCUUAUUAUUAUUUUUCUCGAUUUUUCCGUUGUUUAUUUUCGAAGUAGGGGAAUUUGCUUUGUUGAUUAUUUCAGUGUCCUUUUCUAACUCUACUUCAAUUAUCUCUUCCUCAUUCUCCUCAAUUUUUGGGAUUUUUUCUUUUUUUAACCCGCUCAUUUUUUAUUUUAUUUUCAAAUUUUAUUUUAAAUGAAUGCGAGUUGGGAAAUCUAUUGUCUUAUAUACUCGCUUAAGCCACGCCCCUUUUCCCAAGAUUUCGUAAUAUUUGCCAAUUCUCAAAGAAAAAUUUUCAUAUAAAAAGGGACAAUUUCUAUAAUCUUAAAAGUUUAUAAAAUCAUUUGAUCAUUUACUUAAAGUAUAAAUUAAUUAAUAAAAAUGAAUUCUGUUUUGGAUGAUAUUUCUAAAAAAUUAAAUUGCCCAUGUUAUUUGGUGAGAUAUAGACUAAUGUAUCAAGAAAAUGCUGAUUUGAUCGCAAAAUUUAUAAAAGAAAAUGGAGAGCUAGAGACAAAUUAUCUUGAUAGGAAUG